UCGUGCCGCGAGCCUGAGAGGAAGGUGGGUCCUUGCUUCAUCCAGGCUUCGGAGGGUCAGAAGGCGACGCGGAAGAGAGCGGGAAGCAGCGGGCACGGAGCGAUCCCAAGAUGACGUCCAUGUUGACCUGCGCUGCCAAGACCCUCCCUGCUGUCUCUCCAUGGGCUGCCAGACUCUCCGUGAGGCUCCUCAGCUGUUCCCCCCAUCUACAUGCAGCAGCUCAACCCAAGAGUAAGAAAACAUUAGCCAAAAAUGGGGUGAAGAACAUUGUGGUGGUGGAUGGGGUCCGCAUCCCGUUUCUGCAGUCUGGAACUUCGUAUGCAGAUUUGAUGCCGCAUGACCUGUCCAGAGCAGCACUCAAAGGCUUGCUGAACCGGACCGAUGUGCCGAAGGAGGCUGUGGAAUACAUUGUGUUUGGCACCGUGAUCCAGGAGGUGAAGACCAGCAAUGUGGCCCGAGAGGCGGCCCUGGGAGCCGGCUUCUCCGACAAGACCCCUGCCCACACGGUCACCAUGGCCUGCAUCUCCUCAAACCAGGCCAUGACCACAGGAGUGGGCCUCAUUGCCUCAGGCCAGAUGGACGUGGUGGUGGCCGGCGGCGUGGAGCUGAUGUCGGACGUCCCCAUCAGGCACAGCCGGAAGAUGCGGAAGAUGAUGCUGGGCCUCCCGCGCGCCAAGAGCCUCGGGCAGCGCCUCUCCCUUCUCUCCAGGAUCCGCCCCGACUUCUUCGCCCCGGAGCUUCCUGCGGUGGCCGAGUUCUCCACCAGUGAGACCAUGGGCCAUUCAGCUGACCGCCUGGCUGCGGCCUUUGCCAUCUCGCGCACGGAGCAGGAUGAGUAUGCCUUCCGGUCCCACAGCUUGGCCAAGAAGGCCCAGGACGAGGGCCUCCUCACCGACUUGGUCCCCUUCAAGGUGCCAGGCAGAGACACGGUUAUGAAGGAUAACGGUGUUCGCCCUUCUUCAGUGGAGCAGAUGGGGAAGCUGAAGGCCGCUUUCGUCAAACCUUAUGGGACCGUCACAGCUGCCAACUCCUCUUUCCUGACGGACGGUGCCUCGGCGGUCCUCCUGAUGUCCGAAGAGAAGGCUUUGGCCAUGGGCUACAAACCAAAGGCCUACCUCAGGGAUUUCGUCUACGUCUCCCAGGACCCAAAGGACCAGCUGCUACUUGGGCCCACCUACGCCACUCCCAAAGUGCUGCAGCGGGCCGGCCUCACUAUGGCCGACAUCGACGUCUUCGAGUUUCAUGAAGCCUUUGCGGGCCAAAUCCUAGCAAAUAUGAAGGCGAUGGAUUCGGACUGGUUUGCUCAGAACUACAUGGGCAGGAAGACAAAGGUCGGAGCCCCUCCAAUGGAGAAGUUCAACAACUGGGGCGGGUCCCUCUCGCUGGGCCACCCCUUUGGGGCCACCGGGUGCCGCCUGGUCAUGACGGCCGCCCACCGGCUGAAGAAGGAAGGAGGACAGUUCGGCCUAGUGGCCGCGUGCGCCGCAGGGGGGCAGGGCCACGCGAUGCUUGUGGAGCUUUACCCACAGUAAAGGCGCAGUGCAGACCCGCCGUCUUUCCCGGAAUCACCUGCCCCGAACCCCCUCCAUGGCCUUUGUAAAUACUUUUUAGUCUCUUGCAAAAGCUGGUCAGACCAGCCAGUGGACGGACCCUCGCGAGUCUCUCUGCGAUAUUUAAGUACGGAACGGGCCUCCUGCCAUUUGCCCAUCAGUUUCACCGCAAGCCCUUUCGGCUCGUGGGAACGGCGUGCGGAUUUGGAGACCUGCCGUCGCUGAAGGAAAGACCGUGCGGGUGAGCAGCCCGGUUUUUAAAGUGAUGCUUUUUGCAUGGACGGCGUGCCUUUCUCGAAAGAGGACAGCAAUGAAAUCGGAAUGGCCCGUGCAAACGGAGUGUCCUGUUCCAACCAUUGGAAGCAAUGUCAGUCUGCACACCGUGGCCUUAAUAAAUGAGUGCAACCUUG
Messenger RNA from Anolis sagrei ordinatus, 1960 nucleotides. Lineage: Eukaryota; Metazoa; Chordata; Lepidosauria; Squamata; Anolidae. The record is from RefSeq and is a predicted model, not a curated record.